AUGGCUCUGGCUACCACACUCAGCAUCUCGGGAGGAGUCACGAUCUUCUUGUCCAUCGUGUUGAGCUUCGGGUACUCCUCCUGGACGGCAGCAACAAUCUGUAUGGGCGCUGGGAUAAUGGUCGUCUACGGCGUGGACUUCAUCGUACAAAAACUCGCACCGAACCAGGGGUUCGUCAAGAUGGACGAGGCUGCCAAAGAGAAGCUACAGCGGAUGGGGAUUUUGAGUGGAAUCGCCAUCGCGUUGCACAAUAUCCCGUCAGGUAUCGCCACGUUCACCGCCGGAAUUGAAGACCCAGCGAUCGGUCUAUCCAUGGCAAUUGGCGUCGGGCUCCACAACAUCGCGGAGGGUGUUGCGGUGGCCGCACCAGUGUACUUUGCCACUGGUAGCAAGUGCAAAGGAAUCAUGUGGUGUAUCGUAGCCGCCAUCGCAGAGCAUGUCGGGGCCUUUAUCGCCCUCGGCAUUAUUCGUAAAGAUGACAACGAUUUCGCCCAAGCAGCUCUCUACGGCGUUAUCUCCGGGAUGAUGUCUACCAUUACGAUGAAAGAGAUUUUUCCAACUGCCUACACCUACGCGAAUGGUCGCAUUCACCUCGUUUCCAAUGGUGCCCUAAUGGGCAUGGUCCUGAUGUCCUUGAGUCUUUACUUCUUCAGGUACGUGGGAAUAGGAAAAUAA
Phytophthora infestans T30-4 is the source of this 675-nucleotide messenger RNA. Its product is annotated as Zinc (Zn2)-Iron (Fe2) Permease (ZIP) Family. The record is from RefSeq and is a predicted model, not a curated record. Gene Ontology annotation, biological process: metal ion transport; transmembrane transport. Gene Ontology annotation, molecular function: metal ion transmembrane transporter activity. Lineage: Eukaryota; Oomycota; Peronosporomycetes; Peronosporales; Peronosporaceae. The transcript is spliced from 3 exons. Gene Ontology annotation, cellular component: membrane. Bases 1 to 675 code for a protein of 224 amino acids.